AUGGCCAAUGGAGGUUCCAUUAUUGAAAUUGGAUCUCACAAUGAGCUCAUUAACAAAACAAACGAUCAUUACACAAGGUUGGCAAAAUUACAGAGGCAGUUCAGCUGUGACGAUACUGAACAAACAUCUGAAUUAUGUUGUAUGUGUUCAUUGGUUGCAAGAAGUAGUGUUGGCCAGUUGAGUAUAAACAAGAGCCCCGCUUCAUUCAUGUCACCAUUUCCUGUCAAGAAUCAGUUACCUGUGUCUUAUCCCCCUCCAUCUUUCACUCGGCUUCUGUUGUUGAAUUCUCCUAGAUGGAAGAACGGUGUCAUGGGAAGCCUCUAUGCAAUUAUCUUCGGUGCAGUCCAACCCGUUUACGCCAUAACCAUCGGUGGCAUGAUCUCUACCUUUUCCAUCCAGAGCCACAAAGAGAUGCACGCACAGAUCCGAACAUACUCCUUAGUCUUCUCCUCCCUUUCCCUCAUCUCCAUACUCCUUAGCAGUCAAGCUUCUGCGGAUGAUGCUCAGCAAGUCGCAAACUACCUUUGGAACAACUUCUUGGGAGGCCAGUCAGAUUUACGUCCAUUAGGGGACGCUGUUCUGGACGGAAUCGACUUUGACUUCGAGGAUGGCACGAACCAACACUGGGACGAGUUGGCUAAGGCUCUUAAUGGAUUCGGUUCUAAGGUUUACUUGAGUGCUGCUCCGCAAUGCCCCUACCCAGAUGCAUCGCUUAAUGGUGCAAUUCAAACUGGCCUCUUUGAUUACGUCUGGGUCCAGUUCUAUAACAAUCCUYCAUGUCAGUAUGCCGGAAGUGCUGACAAUCUUAUAAGCGCUUGGAACCAAUGGACCUCGUCGGUUCCAAAUAGUCAGAUCUUCUUGGGGCUGCCUGCCGAUUCAAAUGCAGCCCCCAGUGGUGGCUACAUCCCACCAGACACACUAGUGUCUCAGGUUCUACCCUCUAUUCAGUCUUCUUCCAAUUAUGGUGGUGUGAUGCUGUGGUCCUAGUCUUCUGAC
This is a messenger RNA of Nelumbo nucifera (sacred lotus), 996 nucleotides long. Its product is annotated as acidic endochitinase-like. The record is from RefSeq and is a predicted model, not a curated record. Gene Ontology annotation, cellular component: extracellular region. Gene Ontology annotation, molecular function: chitinase activity. Gene Ontology annotation, biological process: carbohydrate metabolic process. Lineage: Eukaryota; Viridiplantae; Streptophyta; Magnoliopsida; Proteales; Nelumbonaceae.